GACAAGACUUACGAGUGGAGCUCUGAGGAGGAGGAAUCCGUGAGGAAGGCAGGGCCAGUGCAGGUCCUCAUUGUCAAAGAUGACCACUCCUUUGAGCUGGACGAAGCCGCCCUGAACCGCAUCCUCCUCUCCGAGGCUGUCAGAGACAAGGAGGUCGUGGCUGUGUCCGUGGCUGGAGCUUUUAGGAAAGGAAAAUCAUUCCUGAUGGACUUCAUGCUGCGGUACAUGUACAAUAAGGAAGCAGUGGACUGGGUUGGGGAUUACAACGAGCCUCUGACUGGUUUCUCCUGGAGGGGCGGCUCUGAGCGGGAGACGACCGGGAUUCAAAUCUGGAGUGAGGUUUUCCUGGUGGACAAGCCCGAUGGCACCAAGGUCGCCGUGCUGCUGAUGGACACGCAGGGCACUUUUGACAGCCAGUCCACCCUAAGGGACUCAGCCACCGUGUUUGCCCUCAGCACCAUGAUCAGCUCCAUCCAGGUUUAUAACUUGUCCCAGAAUGUGCAGGAGGAUGAUCUGCAGCACUUGCAGCUUUUCACCGAGUAUGGCCGGCUGGCCAUGGAGGAGACGUUCCAGAAGCCUUUCCAGUCCCUUAUAUUCCUUGUUCGUGACUGGAGCUUCCCUUAUGAAUUUUCCUAUGGAUCUGAUGGUGGUGCAAGAUUUUUGGAGAAGAGGCUGAAGGUGUCAGGCAAUCAGCAUGAAGAGCUGCAGAAUGUCAGGAAGCACAUCCAUUCCUGCUUCACCAAAAUCUCCUGCUUCCUCUUACCUCACCCCGGCCUCAAAGUCGCCACCAACCCCAAUUUCGAUGGAAAACUGAAAGAAAUAGAUGAUGAGUUCAUCAAGAACUUGAAGAUUUUGAUUCCUUGGCUUCUUAGUCCUGAAAACCUGGACGUUAAGGAGAUCAAUGGAAACCAUAUCACCUGUCGAGGCCUUGUGGAGUAUUUUAAGGCCUACAUAAAGAUCUACCAAGGGGAAGAGUUGCCACACCCCAAGUCAAUGCUGCAGGCCACAGCAGAAGCCAACAAUUUAGCAGCAGUUGCCACUGCCAAAGACACCUACAGCAAGAAGAUGGAAGAGGUGUGUGGAGGGGACAAGCCCUUCCUGGCUCCCAGCGACCUGCAGGCCAAGCACACGGAGCUCAAGGACGAGGCCGUGCGGCUUUUCCGCGGCGUCAAGAAGAUGGGAGGGGAGGAGUUCAGCAGGCGUUACCUGCAGCAGCUGGAGGCUGAGAUUGAUGAGCUCUACAUCCAGUACAUCAAACACAACGACAGCAAGAACAUCUUCCACGCUGCCCGCACCCCGGCCACGCUCUUCGUCGUCAUCUUCAUCACCUACGUCCUGGCCGGCGUCACCGGCUUCAUUGGCUUGGACAUCAUAGCCAGCCUCUGCAACAUGAUUCUGGGCUUGACACUUAUCACACUCUGUACCUGGGCUUAUAUCAGAUACUCUGGGGAGUACAGAGAGCUGGGAGCAGUUAUAGACCAAGUGGCUGCAGCCUUGUGGGACCAGGGAAGCACCAAUGAGGCCUUGUACAAGCUGUACAGCGCUGCCGCCACCCACAGACACCUGUACCACCACGCCUUCCCCGCGCCGCCCGCCGAGCCCGCCGAGGGCUCCGACAGGAAGAAGGUGUAG
Messenger RNA from Cinclus cinclus, 1632 nucleotides. RefSeq names its product atlastin GTPase 1 (gene ATL1). NCBI's taxonomy places the organism in Eukaryota, Metazoa, Chordata, Aves, Passeriformes, Cinclidae. The record is from RefSeq and is a predicted model, not a curated record. The coding region runs from base 205 to 1632 and encodes 475 amino acids. Gene Ontology annotation, biological process: endoplasmic reticulum organization; protein homooligomerization. Gene Ontology annotation, molecular function: GTPase activity; GTP binding. The transcript has 13 exons.